Molecule: messenger RNA, 2615 nt
Organism: Aspergillus aculeatinus CBS 121060
Lineage: Eukaryota; Fungi; Ascomycota; Eurotiomycetes; Eurotiales; Aspergillaceae
Exons: 6
Coding region: 465-2261 (598 amino acids)
Biological process (GO): nucleocytoplasmic transport; activation of GTPase activity
Cellular component (GO): perinuclear region of cytoplasm; cytosol; nucleus
Molecular function (GO): GTPase activator activity; small GTPase binding
Source: RefSeq, a predicted model, not a curated record
UCAGCUGCAUGUUUAUGUCUGUUGGCUGUGAUGGUGGAGAUAUCAAAUCUCCAUCGAUCUCUGAUUCUCCCACCGUCUACCGUUCUCAUCCCCAACCUCUAUCCACGCGAUCAGUUGCACAACACUUCAGGAAGAACCCCACAAGAAGCAUACUCCACUGUAUAACUGUUCUGGUGUUUGAGAUGCCCUCUCCUUGUGUUACUGAUGCAGUCCUCUGUUCACCCCCCGUGGCCUGCCUGCUUCUGUACAGGCUGCGCGCCCUGCACGCGAGCUUGACCGUGUCCUGCAACGCCAUCGAUGAUGGAAAGCAUGACACUGAACCACCCUGUGCCCCCUUUCAUCUUGCCUGACAUCCUUUCUGUGGCUCCGCUUGUGCUAGUGAUAUUGAUCCAUCAUGGAAGUGAGACAUGUGCUGACUGCGGCCCAACCUGCCAGAUCUAGUUGUGAGAUCCGGGGCCCCCAAGAUGGGGAAGCUCAAUUAUCUAGCGAGACGCAUCAGCGGUCUCAAGGCCGGCCAAGCCGUGUCCAAAGACCUGAAAAAACGUUUCCCACCAGGUGCAGGUUCCAAAUCCGCCGCACGAGACCCCUUUGUCGAGAUCGACGUGAGCGGCAAGGUGUUGACCGACGAGGGCCUGGCCCAGUUCAUCGGAGAUCUGGUGGACUGCCUCGAGUUCAGGGACCAGGACCACCCCAUGGGACUGGCCAAAGUCACCGAGCUGCAUCUGUCCGGCAACCGGCUGACCGUGGACUCGCUGCCGAUGCUGGCGGAAGUGGUCGAGCGGAGUGCGGGCGAUCUGCGCGAGCUCGAUCUGUCCAACAACGACAUCCAGAUCACGACCCCCGAUGCCGUCCGGAAGUGGACUAAUUUCCUGAACUCGUUCCAGAAGUGCUUCGUGCUUCGCAAGCUGGACCUCGGUGGUAAUGCCCUCGGUCGUGCGGGCGUCGAGCACCUGGCGCGCAUUUACAUGAAAUCGGACCUGGAUUUCCUCGAGGGCGAUGCGCAUGAAGUGCUUGAGUUGGACUCUGAGGAGGAACACCCAUCGACUCCAGAAUCCGUGGCUGAGGGCGUGGCUCGAUUGAAGGUCAUGGCCGGUAAAGAGAACGAAGGCACCGCUCGGAAGAAGAAGUCCCCGUCUCUGCCCAAGCCAGAGCAGAAAAACGGUAAGUUGGGAUUCCCCUUCCCACUAUCUCAUACGCACGCCGAAUUGAAGAAAUUCGCCUGCACGCGUGGCCUUCGCUCAAUCCCAUACUUGAUCCUCACAAAUGUCUCGAUGACGAGUCAUAGUGCCAUUCAGCUGAUUCCCAUGCUCGACAUUCAGCGUGCCCCCGAGUCGCUGUUGAACUUUCUUCCGGUGCUUGGCAAAGCCACGGUGCUGCCUGAGAGUACGGCCUCAUGCAAAAGCAUCAUCUGGCGCCCUAACGACAAGCUGGCUCCUCAUGUGCUCCGCAUGAUCGAGGUAGCCGAAGCUCUUCAGCAGCUCCGAGAGUCCAAAGCCAGCGACGCUUCCAGCGAGACGAGUCAAGACAUCGAUAGUGCUACCCAGCAGAAGUUACAGAGCAAACUGCGAACCGAGUUCACUCGAGUUUGCAAACGCGUACGUCUCGAGGUUAUCAGGGCUGACGGCGUGCACAGCAGCACAAUCUGGAGCACCGCCUUGAAAAUGAUGCUUGUUUCGCGCGCUCUGCUUCUAGAAGACCGGGACCGUCCCAUAGAUUGCGAAGAAAAUGACAUCCUAGAGCGGAUGCCGAUCCCUCGACCGACCGAAGGCCGGGUAGUCUCCAUCUCGGAGGCUUCUGCAGUGAACACAACCGAUCAGCACUCCCGCUCUGCAAGUUCGGGUCCCUUCCAUCCGAGUGCCGUUAGCUUCGACCUCCAGUUUCCCAACCUGCCGUCGACAGCCCCGGGACCUCCUCCAGCACUGCGUAUCCCUUCUGGCGAUCUUUCUGAUACCAACCAGACGACCAGAAGAGCCCCUCCACCCUCUCAACCGGCGGCGACUGCCACUCGAAGACGCACCGUUCGCGACCCUGGCAAACAGGAAUGGCGCUAUGAUAUUCCUUUCAAAGUCUGGCGUCGGAUCAUCGCUGAAGCAGUCGGGGCCGAUGGGAUCCUGGAUCUCGAGCAACAAACUCGCAUCAUGCACUACGCAAGUGACUGGGAUGUCGUUGCUUAUGGUGUGCAGAUCAAGGGCACGGAGGUUCACCAGCAGCUCUGGAAAUUCCUAGAAUCCGUGGGCUGCUUCACCUACAGUCCCCUGUGAAUUGGAAACCCCUUAAAUUUGUAGAGUGAGCAAAGUGGUUUGCAUCCGCAACGAUCUGGGCCCUCCAUCAUGGAAGAUGGUGUCUAUCUAUCAGACAACAAGCAAGUUUGAUGAAGAACGAAUUCGCGGAUUUGAGAUCGGGGAUGAUUACCGGUAGGGAAAGUUCGAAGAACGCGUGUGGGUGAAUGAAUUGUAUCUGGUGUGUGCUAGAUGUAUCCUCGGAAAGUUGUUUGCUGGCCUGACAUGCUGGGUGGUGAUUUGGUGCUGACUGGAUGGGAUUCCGACCUGAGAUGUGUUUUUCCACGGCCGAUUUCGAAUGUGUCCAUAGUUCAUUUCAUUAGGCUUACAUUUACU